Molecule: messenger RNA, 2145 nt
Organism: Acanthoscelides obtectus
Lineage: Eukaryota; Metazoa; Arthropoda; Insecta; Coleoptera; Chrysomelidae
Source: the annotation of a GenBank genome assembly
GUGUCUAAAGGUACUGUUACACAUGCUCAUAAAAUAGCAUGCUUACGAGCAUGCUUGAAAAUCGCAUGCUCUCCAAACUGAUACAUUUGCUCGUGUUUAGCAUGCUUUUUUAUGUGCAUGCUCUCCUCGAUCUUGCUCAAAGCAAAGACUCCGGACACACAUGCUAUUUAAUAGCGAGCUGUUCGUUCAGUGUUCCACUGCAAAAAUGGAAAACCAAGUGACUCUCUCCACAGAAGUGAAUAAAGUCAUCAUUUUGAUUGCAAUACAGUGUGUCAAAAAACUUUUGGUAUCAAGAAAGAAGAAUAGAAGGAAUAGGAAGAUUUGGGUUCGAGAUUGGCUAAGUAGAAGAGAAAACCUUGGAGCAAGUACUCGAUUGCUAGCAGAAAUGAGAGAAGAAGACAUUGAUGGCUACAAAAAUCAUUUGCGGAUGCUGCCGCAUCAGUUUGAUGAAUUGCUCUCUAAAACUGGAAGCGCUAUACAGAAACAAGAUACACACAUGCGAAAUGCUAUUCCAGCAAAAGUGAAAUUGGAAAUUACAUUGAGAUAUCUAGCAACUGGAGACUCGUUAUAUACAUUAGAAGCACUACACAGAGUUGCAAGAUCCACUAUAGCUAAAUUUCUACCUGAAGUGUGUAAUGCAAUAUACAGUGCUCUGAAGGAUUAUAUGCAGAUUCCGGGUCCAGAAGACUGGAAACGCAUUGAACAUGGAUUUAGAACAAAAUGGAACUUUCCAGGGUGUGUUGGUGCGUUGGAUGGCAAACAUAUAAAUAUACUGGCUCCUGAUGAUACUUCUGACUACUACAAUUACAAGGGCGCCCAUAGCAUUAUACUUCUGGCAUUAGCUGAUGACGACUACUGUUUUUCAUACGUAAAUGUUGGAACUAAUGGAAGAGCUUCUGAUGGAGGUGUUUAUCAACAAUCGAAGUUAGCACAAGCCUUGCAAAAUAAUACUCUCAAUUUACCAGAGCAAUCAGUUGUUGUGGCAGACGCUGCAUUUCCUCUAAAGACGUAUCUUAUGAAGCCCUAUCGAACAACUCCAACACGUAAAGAAAAAAUAUUCAACUACCGUUUAUCGAGAGCCAGACGAAUCGUUGAAAACGCGUUUGGUAUUUUAGUAACAAGAUUUCGAGUUCCUCUGAAUGCAAUAGAUAUGGCCCCCAAAAAGGUUGACUAUGUUGUAUUAGCUGCAUGUGCUUUACACAAUUGGCUUCGAAAAACAUCUGAUAUGUAUAUCACGCAAAGAUGCGUCGACUUUGAAGAUAUACAACAACGUGUUCUGAUACCAGGAGCAUGGAGGACACAACUGCGGCAAGCUUUGGAAGGCUUACCACGUACACGCUACAGUAACCACGCUUCUCAGCAGGCAGAAGCAAUAAGAGACACUUAUGCGCAGCUUUUUGUAACUACCGAGACGGUUCCGUGGCAAGACCAUAUGAUAUAAAUUAAAAGUUGAAAAUUAACAUACCUAUAUACGUAAUAAUAAAUAAGAAGACAAUGAAUGUUGUAUGCUAAUAUAUUGAUUAUUUGUUGUGUUAAGACUUGAGUGUAUUUUCAUUUAAAGUAAAGAGAAACUCACCAACUCAAUAGAUGUCCUGUAGUCACCAGUGUCUCCCAGAAAAGAAUGCAUUUCAUGGAACCAUGACGUGGACGGGUUGUAUACCUCAGCGGUGCCAGAGCCUGAUCGCUUGGAAUGUUCAAUUUUUUUUAGUUCAUUGUGGUAAACCGACCUCAGGUUCUUGAUUUUUGUUUUUAAACUUUUCAAACUUAACGUAGGGUCAUUCAUCUUCAUUAUCAUAUCUUCAUACGCAUUGUUUCUCAAAAUAUUGUUUUUAUACUGCGAAGACUUUGGGUUCCACAGGCAUUCAUGAUUUCGGUAUAGAAUAACAAACUGUAACGUCUUAUCGUCACCCCAGCGCGCCAUUUUUGCAACACACAAGCGCACCUGCUGCUAACAAUUGCUGCGAACAACUGCUGCUCAAUAAUAGCAUGCUUAAUAAGCAGACCUGUUCACACGCGCUAAAACCACACCCCCUUCCACCCGCGCUGCAGGUAGCAUGCUCAAAAAUCGCAAGGCGGUCGAUUUUUAAGCAUGCUCAGAAAAAGCAUGCUUAUUUCUAGCAACGUAUGUACACACAUGCUACUAAG